This is a messenger RNA of Lycium barbarum (goji berry), 1434 nucleotides long. RefSeq lists its product as uncharacterized. The transcript has 3 exons. Lineage: Eukaryota; Viridiplantae; Streptophyta; Magnoliopsida; Solanales; Solanaceae. The coding region runs from base 1 to 1434 and encodes 477 amino acids. The record is from RefSeq and is a predicted model, not a curated record.
AUGGAUUGUGUGAGAGAUUUAGGCUAUGACCCCAGGAGAUGCUCCCUUUAUGCUAGAUUGCCUAAAAACUUACCCUUGAUACCAAUAACAUCUGAUAGGGAUACAAUGGGAAUUGCAGCAUGUUUGGGGGAUGGGGAUAUUUUGGAGACAUUUGUAUGCCACAUGGUUGAAGAGCCUCAAUUGGCUCCACUCUUAUUAGAAUAUGCAACUCAUGUGGGAGGGGCAGAUGUGGGGUUUGAUGAAUCAGAAGGUGGUACUAGAGAUGGUUUAGAAGGCAAGUUGGCUGGAGAUGAGCCAUAUUACCCCUCUGAUGAAGCUGCUAGCUUUGAGACUGAUCCAGAUGACUGCACUGAUAAUGAUGGAGAAGUGGUUGAACAAAGACAAAAAGCAAGAAGAAGGAAGGUAAAACCAGGAGUUGUGUUUGAUAAAACUUGCAAGAAGGUUACAUGGGAAACAGGUCUACAGUUUGAGUCUGUUGAUGAUUUUAGGGUUACUAUUACUAAGUAUGCAGCUGCUGAACAUGUUGAUAUUAAAAAGCAUGUUAAUGAACCUUUAAGGGUAAGGGUUAGGUGUGUAGAGAACUGUCCUUGGCUUUUAUUUGCUAGUUUUGACUCUAGGACUUACAAUUUUGUGGUGAAGAACUACAAUCCAAUUCACAAAUGUGACCCUACAAAUAGAAACAAACUUUGCAACUCCAAAUUUUUAGCCAGUCACUAUAAUGAGAGGAUAAAGGAACAACCAAGAAUUAGAAUUUUUGAGCUCCAACAGCUUAUUAAAAAGGAGUUGGAUCUUUAUAUUGGAAGGACCGUGUGUAGGAGAGCAAAAAACAAGGUGAUUUCAGAGAUGAUGGGUGAUCAUGUGAAGGAGUUUGACAGAAUUUUAGAUUACAAAGAUGAGUUGUUAAGGUCUAAUCCAGGUAGUACAUGUGUAGUGAGGCUUAGUGAAGAGACAAUUGAAGGAAGAAAAAGAUUUGUAGGCUUCUACAUAUGCUUUGAUGCAAUGAAGAAGUCAUACUUGGCAGGAUGUAGGAAAUGUAUUGGUGUGGAUGGUUGUUUUUUAAAGGGAAUUUCAAAAGGUCAGCUGCUUGUUGUUGUUUGUAAAGAUGGAAACAAUCAGAUGCUGCCACUUGCUUGGGCAGUAGUUGAGGUUGAAAACAAGCAUAAUUGGACAUGGUUUAUUAAAAUUCUAAAGGAAGAUCUCCAGCUGGGAGAUGGGACAGACAUGGCAGUUAUAACAGAUAUGCAAAAGGGUCUUGAAGGUGCCAUAAAGGAGCAGCUGCCAAAUGUUGAGCAUAGGAUGUGUGCUAGGCAUGUGUUGGCAAAUUGGUCCAAAGAUUACAGAGGUCUUGAGAGAAGAAACUGUUUUUGGAGGUGUGCAAGGUCCACAUUCGAGGCUGAGUUGAAUGAUAACCUUAACUACAUGAAAACAUUGUGA